AUGGAUGGUUACGGGUUCUCCAGCGAUAUGUUCAGCGGGCGGCCGAUUCUUGGCGAGGACAGUUCGGUGAUGGCCCGCAUGCAGAAAAAAUUCUGGAAGACCAAACAGGUUCUUAUCAAGGCUACGGGAAAGAAAGAAGACGAACACGUGGUAGCUUCAGAUGCUGACCUGGACGCUAAGUUGGAGUUCUUUCGCUCGGUACAGACCACAUGCACAGAGCUUCUGAGGGUUAUUGAGAAAUAUCAGCAGAGAAUCACACACUUGUCUCAGGAGGAGAACGAACUGGGUCUGUUCCUGCGUUUCCAGGCCGAACACGACAAAACCAAAGCCGGCAGCAUGAUGGAGGCCACCAGCAAGGCCCUCUGCACCUCAGCCAAACAAAGACUGGCGCUGUGCCCGUCGCUCCACAGGAUGGAGCAGGAGGUGGAGACGUUCCGGAGACGGGCCAUUGCCGACACGUUCCUGACGGUGAGCCGGAUGGAGAAAGCCCGGACGGAAUACCGCGGCGCUCUGCUCUGGAUGAAGGACGUGUCCCAGCAGCUCGACCCGGAUACCUACAAACAGCUGGAGAAAUUCCGAAAGGUGCAGGCCCAGGUGAGAGGCACUAAAAUGCAGUUUGACAAACUGAAGAAUGACGUGUGUCAGAAGGUGGACAUGCUGGGAGCCAGUCGCUGUAACAUGCUCUCCCACUCCCUCUGCACUUACCAGACGACACUGCUCCAGUUCUGGGAGAAGACAGCCCAGAUGAUGUCAGGCAUCCACGAAGCCUUCAGAGGUUACGUGCCGUAUCAGUUCACCACGCUGAAGGAACUGAGAGACCCGCUGGACCAAAUUACAGAGGGGGAGACUCAGGAGGAAGACCAAAGCAAAGCAAUACCCACAAACACAGCCAAUCUUGUUUCUCUAGAGGAAGAGCAGUCAGAGGAAUCCACCUCUGAAGCUGUCUCCGCCCACAGCGCCGAUGGACAGGGCAGAGAUUCUGACAGCUCACUGGUUGCCAGUCUGGACUCUGCCUUGUUUGAGUUUUCUGGCCCAACCAGUGCACCCAGCAUUGAUGAUGACCUCCUGCUCAUGACCCCUGACCCCACCCCAACCCCAGCCUUACCCACGCUCCAACCCCAGGCUCCUGCAGAGGCCGCAGCGCCCCCUAGUGUUCAGUGGGAGUUCAGCCCUCCAGGAGGGGAGCCCCAAGCGGCCCCUCCCAGCACGCAGCCACUCGACACGGGAGUUCGGGACCUGAUGUCCGACCUGCCGUCUCAGUUUCCGGGGGAGGGAGAGGAGGCGGAGAGAGGAGACCUCACGUUCCUGCAGGAGCUGUUGAGUCCUGGAGCCUCCAGCGGCGGGGACGAGUUCAGCAAGGCGUGGCAGGACGCCUUUGGCUGUUUCGAGACCCCCGCGGCCAUGGCAACCCCAGCCCCUGCUAACGCCCCCAGCACCUCCCCCUCUCAGCCCUCCAGUCCCACGGGCUUUCUGCCCUCCCAGCUCCUCGACCAGAGCCUCAGCGCCACAGGAUGGGUGACUCCACCCAUGUUUCAGGCCCCGCCUCUCCAGCCUCCAGCAACCACAGGCCAGGCCCCGCCCCCUGCGAACAGUCCAAGGGCUGCAGCCAACGCACCCAAAGGUGCCUCUCGGGACAUGUCCGCUUGGUUUAACCUCUUCGCCGACUUGGAUCCGCUGUCCAACCCGGAUGCUAUUGGCCGUUCUGAUGAAGAGAUUCUCAAUGCAUAAGACAAUUGCACUAGGAUUGUACCACAGGAUUGGGGAGUCCCA
Messenger RNA from Chanos chanos (milkfish), 1770 nucleotides. RefSeq names its product islet cell autoantigen 1-like (gene ical1). Gene Ontology annotation, cellular component: Golgi apparatus. The coding region runs from base 1 to 1728 and encodes 575 amino acids. Gene Ontology annotation, biological process: regulation of transport. Gene Ontology annotation, molecular function: protein domain specific binding. The record is from RefSeq and is a predicted model, not a curated record. The transcript has 15 exons. Lineage: Eukaryota; Metazoa; Chordata; Actinopteri; Gonorynchiformes; Chanidae.